GAGUGGUAGCGCGCGUCCAUGUGCAUUUCUUCGGCGGCAUGUUCGCGUACGUUCGUUUCCGCGACGACAACGAAAAGCGAAUCGUCCCAGUGGCUGCAUGUAAACACCUCAAGCCGAACGAUACGAGCGAUUUUAAUCCUCGCAAAUGGUACAAAGUCUUCUGGAAAGAUGAAACACACUGCGACCACUACCACGUGCGCUCAAGUGAUUAGGCUUUACGCUACCGAGGACGAUGCAAGGAAGGCUACCGAAAAACGAACUUCCAUUCCGCAAAGACCUGGCAGCGACUCCUCCUAUAGCUGCAGUUCAAAUGAAGUGGAUGGAUCGUUUGAAGAAGAAACGCAGCGUCAAGCUGCUGUUAAACAGAAAAUGAAGGAUGUGAGCAGCCAUUUUAAGAAGCAGCAGCGAGACCUCCUGUUUGGUGAUGCUGAGGGAGGAAAAAAGACCGAGAAAGAACUUCUCAAAGAAGAAGUGAAUAUGCUGAAGGCCGAAAAUUCAAAACUCUUGGACCGAAUAAGAAUGCUCGAAAAGGCCCUAUGCAGCAAAAUUUUCAAAACAGAAAAAAAACCUCGUUCUGUGCGAGGGCUGCAGCCGCAAGCCAGAACAACAAGUUGCGCCUUUGCCAUCGCCAUGUGCUGCCACGGUGCAGCUGCCACGCACCACCACCAUGCAGCCGCCGCGCACCGCUACCGUGCAGCCACUGCGUACCACCACAGCGAUCCCGGGCAGCCCUGAAGUGGCCCACACAAGUGCGAGGGAGGCCGAUUACGUGCCCACUGACGGAGAGGUAUUGUAAAACUCUAGUGUGCUUUGUCUUAAAGGUAUAAUGCUUUGCUGUAAUGAGAAAAUGUGCAUUGACACAUUGUUGUGUGCACAUCAUCUUUAACUUGUUUUAUAGGUGCAUCUGGGCAAAGGGAUCACCAUUCCUGAGGGCCUGUACAGCCGCCUCAUGAGCACAAAAAGCGAAACCCGCUUUGUUCGUGAGGCGGCCAUUGCCAUUUAUUCAACGGCAGGCUUGGUUGGGUGGAGUGUAAUUGGAACAGCCUCUAACCGGACAAAGGGAGAGGCAAAACCUCCCUUGGAUAAAGAAAAAUACGCUGUGCUUUCUGGUAGGGAAAAUUUCCCAGUCUGACUGGAGUUUAUGAAAGUAGUUGGCUGCAUUUUUGUGCAUAAUAGUAAGAUCAGCCGAGAUUCCACUGCCAACUUGUGUUAUAACUACUUACUAAGGCUUCAAGCCUCGUAUUUUUGUCUACUGGAGCUGGACACUUAUGCAAGUAUCAACAAACUAAUUAAAAAAAAAACAGACUGAUAGCACUCGUAUUUAUUUCCUUGUCAUAUUAACUCCUCUGUUUCGAGUGCAUAUAAUUGUCACCUAAGAAGUGCCCAUAAUUUGCUUUGUUUUUGAUCAUGCAGAUUUCUUCAACCAUUUCUUGAAAAGCAAUUUUCCAAUUGGAGAGGUCGAGCAAAAGAAGAAGAUACUAAAUAAGGCGCUCGCAAACAAAAUUAACGAUUUGAUGAAAUCAAAAGAUUCAGAAGUCAAUGGAACAUCAAAUAAAAGA
Molecule: messenger RNA, 1559 nt
Organism: Rhipicephalus sanguineus (brown dog tick)
Lineage: Eukaryota; Metazoa; Arthropoda; Arachnida; Ixodida; Ixodidae
Exons: 4
Coding region: 19-735 (238 amino acids)
Source: RefSeq, a predicted model, not a curated record